Syngnathus typhle (broad-nosed pipefish) is the source of this 2660-nucleotide messenger RNA. RefSeq names its product sodium/hydrogen exchanger 3-like. NCBI's taxonomy places the organism in Eukaryota, Metazoa, Chordata, Actinopteri, Syngnathiformes, Syngnathidae. The coding region runs from base 1 to 2493 and encodes 830 amino acids. Gene Ontology annotation, cellular component: apical plasma membrane; brush border membrane. The transcript is spliced from 16 exons. Gene Ontology annotation, molecular function: sodium:proton antiporter activity. Gene Ontology annotation, biological process: sodium ion transport; regulation of pH; proton transmembrane transport. The record is from RefSeq and is a predicted model, not a curated record.
AUGCAUCCAUGUGGAUUAGCAUACAUUUGGCUCCUCUGCUCAGUCUUGCUGAUUUUAGUGGUCCUUGGUUCCCCGAUAGCUGAAGAUGAGACAGCAAAGCAUCGAAAUACCAGUGGGAAUGGCACCAGGAUAGACAUUGUGUCCUUUAGGUGGGAUCUUGUGAAGGGUCCUUAUAUAGUUGCAGUAGGGGUACUGGUGGCCUUUUUGGCAAAACUAGUGAUCGAGGCGAAUCAUCAUGUGACCUAUAUAAUCCCAGAAAGCGCUCUGCUCAUUAUCUUCGGCUUCAUCGUGGGUCUCAUCAUCUGGUGGGCAGACAUAGUGCACCUCUUCGAGUUGACCCCCACCGUAUUUUUCUUAUACCUGCUUCCUCAAAUCGUCCUGGAUGCCGGCUAUUUUUUGCCAAAUAAGCUGUUCUUCCGAAAUAUAGGAACCAUUCUGGUCUAUGCCAUUAUUGGGACCUUAUGGAAUACUGUCAGCUUGGGGUUGACCCUAUGGGGCUGUCAGAAGGAAGGAGCCAUGGGUAAUUUGGACAUGGCCUUGCUUCACUAUCUUUUAUUCAGCUCGGUAAUUGCCGCAGUGGACCCGGUGGCUGUUUUAUCCGUGUUUGAGGAGGUCCACGUCAAUGAGGUCCUUUUCAUUCUGGUGUUGGGCGAGUCACUCGUCAAUGAUGGUGUGACAGUGAUGCUCUUCAAUAUGAUUGAGGCCUAUAUUUCCCACAACAAGGCCUACUUUGAUGUUUUGGAUAUACUCAGCGGAAUAGUGUCUUUUUUUUUAGUGGCAGUUGGCGGCUCCCUCCUCGGUGUAGUUUUUGGUUUGCUGCUCUCGCUUCUGACCAGAUACACAAGAAGCAUCCAGAUUAUCGAGCCGGGUUUUAUAUUUGUGGUGGGGUACCUCUCCUACCUGACUGCUGAGAUGUUGUCCCUUUCCGCCAUCUUGUCGGUUUUCAGCUGUGGCGUGGUCUGCAAAAAGUACAUCAACGCAAACAUGGAUGAAAGGUCCGUCACUACGGUCAGAUAUGCCAUGAAGGUGCUCGCCAAUGGAUCAGAAACCAUCAUUUUUGUUUUCCUGGGAAUCAUAGCCAUUGAUAAGGAUUUAUGGGUGUGGAACACGGGCUUUGUCCUCCUCACACUCUUCUUCAUCUUUGUGAAUCGCUUCAUCGGUGUUUUUUUCCUAACCUGGAUCAUGAACAAAUUCCGGCUGGUUCCUUUGGAGUUCAUUGAUCAGAUUAUUAUGAGCUACGGUGGCCUGCGAGGGGCAGUUGCUUAUGGCCUGGCAAUGAUGCUGGAUAAAAACACGAUUAAGGAGAAAAAUCUAUUGGUCUCCACGACUUUGAUUGUAGUUUACUUCACUGUCAUCCUUCAGGGACUGACGCUGAAACCUCUUGUCGCUUGGCUGAAAGUAAAGAAAGCUUCGGAUGCUGAGCACACGCUCAUCGAAACGGUGCAGAAUAAGGUCUUCGAACACAUGCUUGUUGCAAUUGAAGAUAUCGCCGGGCAAUUUGGUCACAACUACAUGAUGGAUAAGUGGAAUCAUUUUGAAAACAAGUGGGUGGCGCCCAUUUUGAUGAAGCCCUCGGCGAGGAAGAAUCAAGAUUACGUUUUCAAAGUUUUUCAUCGGCUCAAUCUCAAGGAUGCUAUAAGUUAUGUGGCCGAGGGCGAACGCAACGGUUCUUUGGGACUGAUCCGGAAUCAAUCUGGAGUGAUUGAACUCGAGAAAAGGUUUGCGCAAAAAUCCUCGGAAGUGAUGUCUGACAUUAUGGUGGACAAUCAUGGCGCAGUGUCCUCUUUGGGACGAGAGCCUUGGCCUUCGGUGAGCUUGGAAAUGCACGAUCAGUCUUUCAAGGGUGCGAAGCAAACGGAAGACAUCAGUCACCACCUGCUGCAGCAACACUUGUACAAAGGCAGGAAACAGCAUCGGCAUAGAUAUAGUAGAAGCUAUAUGGAGGUCAACAAAGACAAAAAAGAAGCGCAGGAGAUUUUCCAGAGGACCAUGAGAAAUCGUUUGGAGUCUUUUAAGUCGACAAAAAUGGGGGCCGUUGCAAAGACAGGAGCAAAGUACCCCAAAAAACUCCACGACCAUAAGAUGUCAUCGGGGAAACUUUACCGUUAUGAAAACGAAGAGCCUGAUAUAGUAGAGGAGGGCAGCACCUCCAGCUUUGAGGCAUCAGAUGACUCACUCACCAUGAAAGUCCUUCGUAAAGCAGAAGAAAAUGAGAACCCAACUUUCCUGAUGCAAAUGGACCCGGCUGAAUCAACGCUGGCUCCUCCAUGGUUGUCAGAGACGGAGGCUGACAGCAACAUAGCAGCCCCCUCGGAGAGGGCCCGGGAGAGGUUACCGUGUACGCCCAGUAGCAUGCGAAGCCUGUCGCAAUCCACGGACUCCAUCGUGCAGGCUGAAGCAGCAGCCGGGGAAGACAGUAGCGACGAAGAGCUCCAGCCACCAGUAACUCCGCCGCCACCACCACCACCAACAUCUUCACCACCUUCCAACUGAGAGUGAUGAGCAGGGCUUGACAUGAACUUCUGCGGCUUUCUAGCCACUUAGCGUUUUUUGCUAACCGCAAUCUAGUUGUUGGGAGUUAUGCACAACUAAAAACAAAGCACUUGAGUAAACUUUCAAACUGGAUCUGAAUGUGUUGGCCGACACCACUUGAGAAGAGA